AUGGACGAACUCGAUAUGGACAAGCGGCUGGCGCCAGCUUGGCAUCGAAUUGAAAGGGAGCUUGGACAAAGGCCAAACAUGUCUGGUAGCGCGCUCGACAUGAGGCAGCAGUACAAGCAAUUCUCCGAGGAGCUUGGUGCCCUUUAUCCCAAGCCUGCAUUGGAAGCUGUCGAAGAUGUCGCCAUCACCAAGCACUUGGCUGUACGCACGUACACCCCAGAUGUAACCGCCAAGGACAAGCAUCGCCUGCUCCCGGUGGGCAUCUACUUUCACGGCGGAGGCUGGUGCUGCGGCGACCUUGACAGCGAAGACAACUUUUGUCGCAUGCUCGCCAAGGCGCUUCCUUUGAUUGUGAUCUCUGUCUCGUAUAGGCUUGCGCCAGAGCACAAGGCGCCGGCUCAGGUCCGCGACGCAGUGGAUGCUUGGACCUGGGCUUUCGAAAACGCUGCUCGACUCGGCGGCGACCCAAGCAAGUACUUCACCAUCGGGCAAAGCGCGGGAGGCACCCUCGCGUUUGCCGUACCCAACGAGCUUAUAGCCCUCAAUCGCGGACACGAAGUCAAGGGGAUUAUAUCGCUGUCGCCGUUUGUCGUGCACCCGUCUAAUGUUCCCCCGGCUCACAGAGCAGCAUAUAAGUCGUUUGAGACGAAUGCAAAUGCUCCAAUGAACACUGCCGCCGCGAUGAAUACUUUUUACGGCAAGCUUCCUCUGCAACAUAUUUUCAAGAGCUGGGUUGCUAACAAAACUCCUGCGCAGAUGCUUUCGGAGCUGACCCGGCCGACUCGUCCGUCUACGUGCUACACAGCGAGCGGCUCACAAAAUUUCCUGCGACAUAUAUUGCGAGUUCGAACCAAGUUGCAACACUACGAGAACCUUCCUCACGUGUUCUGGGCUUUUGCAUGUGAACCAGAGAAUGGAAGCUUCUUGGGCGACGUUAUUGAUGGAAUUACAUUUGUGCUGGAUGCCUGA
Messenger RNA from Metarhizium brunneum ARSEF 3297, 969 nucleotides. The record is from RefSeq and is a predicted model, not a curated record. NCBI's taxonomy places the organism in Eukaryota, Fungi, Ascomycota, Sordariomycetes, Hypocreales, Clavicipitaceae.